GCCCGUUUCUGUCUGCAUUGACCAGCACGGAGACUCGACUGUCCGCCUGGCGCAACCCUUUUAUUUGGGCAGGGCCUCUUUCCAAGCGUUGCAUGCCAGCUUUGCCGUGUGGGCUAACGUAGCCCCAGCCCACACGCAGCAGCGCAGCUUCUCGUCCGCUACCGCACGCGAGGUAUUUUUCAUUCACUGUCACGUACUGUGAACCAAUAUGGCGACGACGCCACCCUCUCUGCGUAGAAAAGGAACAGCAGAUAGAAGGCGUUCUGGUCUGGGUUAUAAAUGGAUCUUCACUUUCUUCCCUUUGCGUUACAUUGAAAAAGGGAUCCCAAUCGAGAGGGAUAGCGAGCAACAGAGGAGAAACACGCCGACGGCCUAGCCAGGCUCGUCUGCGGCGUCGAAUGUAUCGAUCAUCCAGAAACCCGAAAAUGGCGUCACCCCCAGUCAGGUCCGUCUCCGCUCCUCUCCCCGCUAAAGGCUCAAGUUGGGGAGGGGGGUUAUUGCUACGCCCCGUCUGUAGUGUGAGUGAGAGCGGCGUCGCACUCCAGCCCAUGAUUCAUGUUCUUUGUGGCUUCUCCCAUGGAAGCUAUUUUAUUUUAUUUUAUCAUUAUUAUUGUGACUCUUUCUUAGCCCAAACAACACGAGACCGGCCCCCAGCAGUAAUUCCGAUGACGGGAGCGAGAGGGCGGAGGAAAGUCGAGCCUGUUCUGCACCUGCGCCCCACCACCGUCGACCGCUGGUACCACGUUGAUGGUGAUGGAUCAUGGAUGAUAUCGGAGGCAUCAGCGGAAACACACCUGGACGAAGUGUGAUGGCCAGGUCCCCCGGCGAUAGCAAUACGAGAAAGAACGAAGAAGCAAAUACAAAACAAGCAAAGGAACAAAUGGCGUGCCUAAUUUUGCCCGUAUCUAGAUCUGUCCGUUGACGCCCAGCGCGCCCCCUGAGAGCGCAGUCUGCGGACAUCUGACAGACUAUGAACCUCGCUCGCGCCGGUGGCUGUCUCACGCUGGGCCCCAACAGACGUUGAACAGGGAGGCCAGACGAGCUCGCCACCCCCAAGACAAUUUAAUUGAUACACCAAAAGGAAGCAUGUUAUUUACAAAGCGGUUUCCCGGCGAAAUAUCCAUUUUAGAAAUUUACAAAAUAUCAAGUACCAAAGAAAUAAGC
Messenger RNA from Gaeumannomyces tritici R3-111a-1, 1164 nucleotides. RefSeq lists its product as hypothetical. Bases 399 to 809 code for a protein of 136 amino acids. Lineage: Eukaryota; Fungi; Ascomycota; Sordariomycetes; Magnaporthales; Magnaporthaceae. The transcript is spliced from 2 exons. The record is from RefSeq and is a predicted model, not a curated record.